Halichondria panicea is the source of this 760-nucleotide messenger RNA. RefSeq names its product solute carrier family 66 member 2-like. NCBI's taxonomy places the organism in Eukaryota, Metazoa, Porifera, Demospongiae, Suberitida, Halichondriidae. Gene Ontology annotation, cellular component: endosome; trans-Golgi network. The coding region runs from base 39 to 728 and encodes 229 amino acids. The record is from RefSeq and is a predicted model, not a curated record. The transcript is spliced from 4 exons. Gene Ontology annotation, biological process: retrograde transport, endosome to Golgi; phospholipid translocation.
UAGACAGAGCGCGCUAGAGGGCGUGGUUCAAGACAGCGAUGGAUUUAGUGAUGAGUGGAGAGAUGCUUGGAAUGGCCGUGACAGUGGUGGUGCAGUUCUUUAUGGUGUUUGGAGGUAUCCUACCGUAUCUACCCCAGUAUCUGACUGUGUACCGCUCCAAAGAUGCUCAUGGCUUCUCCACUUUUGUGUGCUUUGUGAUUAUCGUGUCUCAGAUCCUCCGAAUACUCUUCUGGUUUGGCAAGCACUAUGAGCUGCCUCUACUGCUGCAGAGCAUUGUCAUGAUUCUUGUCAUGUUGGCCAUGCUGCACAUCUGUACGUUCGUAUCAAAGAAGAAGUCAUCUCUGGUUGUAAAGAGAAUUACUGAUCUCAAGUGGGAGGAGUUUUGGAAGUGGACGUAUUUCUCUGAUUACUGUGUCUUUGUGUUGUGUCUGAGUGUGUGCGGUGGUGCCUUGACCUGGUGGUUGAAUGGAGUGCCCAUUUAUGUUGAGGCUCUCGGCUUCUCCUCUCUGUUACUGGAGGCAUGUUUAGGGAUACCUCAGUUCAAUAAGAAUUACCGUAACAAGUCCACAAAGGGAAUGAGUGUGGGGAUGGUGUUGCUCUGGUUGACUGGAGACGCUGCCAAGACUAUCUAUUUUGUUCUCAGACAAUCUCCAUUUCAGUUUGUUAUGUGUGGAACUUUACAAUGCAUUGUAGAUGUAGCUGUACUAGUUCAAGUGUUCAUUUAUUGACAUUUUGAUCAAUGAUAAUUAUUGAAUUUUGA